Messenger RNA from Cricetulus griseus (Chinese hamster), 939 nucleotides. NCBI's taxonomy places the organism in Eukaryota, Metazoa, Chordata, Mammalia, Rodentia, Cricetidae. The record is from RefSeq and is a predicted model, not a curated record.
GUGUGUCAACAUGAUGUUGAGCAGACUCACACCGAGCACCAUCAAGAACUUCUAUUUGGCAGGCUGCAAGUGGCCUGUCCCUCCCAGUCCUGACAUGUCUUCUCCAUCGUCCAUUUUGACCAGGUUGUUCACCUUUAGUGAGUUCCAUCUCCUGAAAACCUUACUCAUGUGGGUUUACCUGCAGAUGAACAGCAAGGUCCAGGUGAUUCCAAUCCACGAGACCAUGCUGGCGUAUUUUAGCAGCUUUUCCAAGAAGUGCUGCUUUCUGGAACAAGAUGCAGGGCAGACCUGGACACCACUCUUCCUCUGCCUACGUCUGCAUGGCAUCACCAGUGGCAGGGAUCUGGAAGAGUUAAAGCACAUUAAUUUCUUCCCUGAGUCCUGGCUGGUCCGGGUUACAGCCAACCAUUAUCACGCACUGGAGAGUGGGGGCAACAUGGUCCACCUGAAAGAUCUUUCUACACAAGCCAUGAGGUUUGGGCUGCUCUUUAGGCAGGAAUAUACCACUUACUCGGAAACGAUUUCUAUAUAUGGAUACUUCUUUGAGAUAAAGGGAAUCAAACAUGAUAGUACCUCUUACAGUUUUUCUAUGCAGAGGAUAAGACAUACCGACUUGGAUUGCCCCUCCCCCAUCUGUGAACACAGUGCCAUCAGCCUGAGAGCUGAGCGCCUGGUGAAGUAUGAGAUCAGAGCCCAGACGCUGGUGGAUGGCAAGUGGCAGGAGUUCAGGACAAACCAGAUCACACAGAAGUUUGGGUUCAUCAAACCCGGCUGCAAAAGCCAUGCCUUGAAAAUCCAAACCCUGGGCAUCCCAAUCUAUGCCAGCUUUGCGUUUAUUUUCCCAGCAUCUUGACAGUUUUCAGAGGAAUCUAUGGGAUUCCCCACAGCCCUGACCAACCUGUCUACAUAAGAGGAAAUAAAGCGACAUUAACCAGGGGA